Molecule: messenger RNA, 1707 nt
Organism: Copidosoma floridanum
Lineage: Eukaryota; Metazoa; Arthropoda; Insecta; Hymenoptera; Encyrtidae
Product: acetylcholine receptor subunit alpha-like 1
Biological process (GO): monoatomic ion transmembrane transport
Cellular component (GO): membrane
Molecular function (GO): transmembrane signaling receptor activity; extracellular ligand-gated monoatomic ion channel activity
Source: RefSeq, a predicted model, not a curated record
UGGAUGGAUGGGAGGCCGAGAGCGUCAGAGGCAAGGACAGUUAGUUGACGGACGACGAUCUGUCGAUAUGACAAGUGGCAGGCCGCUGCUCGGCGCGUUGCUCGUCGCCCACUGCUUCGCCGUUUGCACCCUCGCCGCCAAUAUCACCCUUCCCAAGAACAACCAAGCGUGGAACGAAACGUGGACGGACAAGCUGAGGCAACACCUGCUCGCCAAGUAUGACAAGCUCGCGAGGCCCAGCCAACACUGGAACACGACGACCGUCAGCGUCAAGCUCAACGUGCAGACCGUCGAGGUGGCCGAUCACGACAACGUCAUGGCCGCCAACGUGUUCGUCAUCAUGACGUGGAACGACGACAAGCUGAGAUGGAACUCGUCCGAGUUUGGCAACCUCACCCAGGUAAACCUCGGGGCCCACGAAAUCUGGCUGCCCGACAUUUACGUGCUGAAUAGCGCGUCCCACGGUAUGGAGUACUACGGCGAUCGGCACUGCAUAGUCAACGAGCUGGGUCUCGCUAUUUGGGUCACGCCCACGAUAUUUCACGGCUACUGUCACUUGGACUUCAAGUACUGGCCCUUCGAGAUGAACACGUGCAGGCUGAGCUUGAGCUCGUGGACGUACGACGGCUCCCAAGUGGACUUGAAAUUGCUCGGUUCCGGCGUCGACCUCAACGAUUACGUGGUCAUAAACGAGUGGGUGGUGCAAAACGUCACGCCGAUACGCAGGGAGGAAGUCUUCGACUGUUGUCCCGAGGCCUACAUCACCUUGGACUUUGAGUUCGAGCUCGCCCGAUCCUCCGAAAUUUACUACCACAUCGUCUUUGUACCCAUCAUUCCAAUAGUUUUCUUGUCCCUCAUUACGUUUUGGCUGAGGCCACAGAGCGAGAUGAAACUCAUCGUCAACGCCUGCAUAAUCCUCAUCGUCGUGCUGUACCUCAUCUACUUUGGCCACAAAAUACCCCCAAGGUUCGACAGUAUGCCAAUUAUCGUUAGGUUUUACAGUGCCUGUCUCUGCCAAGCGACCUUAUCGCUGGUAGUUGCAACCAUUGUGAUAAAUAUCGAUAAAUUUGCAUUUUGCACGAGCAUCCCGCGGCCGAUGAGGCGUCUCCUGCUCGGCAAGCCUGGACGUUACUUGGGCCUCAAUCACAUUGUCCAAGAGAUCGAGUCGCAGAGAUCGGCAGGGGAGCAGGAGAUGUGCGAAAAUCACUUGAUGGAUAUAACGAUAUCGACGACGUCCUUUGCGAGUUUCACCAACAGCCAACAACAGCUGUUUACUUCGCCGAAUCACAAAACCGUCACGAAGCUGGAGUGGAUGCUUCUAGCGACGGCGAUUGAUAGACUGGUGUUUUGCUUGUUUUGCGUGGUCUACCUUAUAUUCGCCAUCAGUUGGGUGCACAUGAAAAGAUUUACCUUCACAAGCGAUAACGAGCCCUACUGGCACAGCUAGUGGGUGUACGACAACGAUCAUCCAUUGUUGAAAAGAGGAAAAACAACGCACACGCGACGUGAAUUGAAGCGCUUUUUAUUAUGUUUGAAAAUAUCAUUUUACGCUAUAAACAUUCAUAAGUUUAGUCUCGUAAAUAUAUAUUCUAAGUGUACAUACAAAUAUAUUAACAAUUAUACGAAAUUAUUGUAUAAAUAUAUAAAAAAGGAAGUCUUUCGCGACAUUGUCUUUACGGAGCACUUGUUUUUUUUUUUUUUUUUUUU